Saccostrea echinata is the source of this 873-nucleotide messenger RNA. RefSeq names its product melatonin receptor type 1B-B-like. Gene Ontology annotation, biological process: G protein-coupled receptor signaling pathway. Gene Ontology annotation, cellular component: membrane. The coding region runs from base 16 to 873 and encodes 285 amino acids. The record is from RefSeq and is a predicted model, not a curated record. Gene Ontology annotation, molecular function: G protein-coupled receptor activity. NCBI's taxonomy places the organism in Eukaryota, Metazoa, Mollusca, Bivalvia, Ostreida, Ostreidae. The transcript has 2 exons.
ACUUUCUUUGGUACAAUGGGAAAUGUGUUGAUUUUAGUAUCUGUUAGCAGCAUCAUUAAGAUGAGAUCGUAUGAGUAUAUUUUCAUCGGAAAUCUGGCAUUUUCAGACAUGUAUGUGACGUUGAUUGCGGACCCAAUGAAUAUUGUCAGUAAAUUGGAAGGAGAAAGGUUUUUCCACUCAUAUCCGCGUCUAUGUCCAGCAAUUGCAUAUCUGUGCACCAUAUCCUGUAUAAAUUCCCUUGGUUCUAUAACUCUAAUGAGCUUCAGUCGCUACAUUUUCACCUGCCACAGCAAAUAUUACAAUAACAUUUUUUCAAAAAGAUCAUGUAUUGCGAUGUGUUUUGGCCUCUAUCUUAUUGGUAUUUUACUUGUCCUGUUGAAUUUGGCAGGAAUUGGAGAUCACUCCUUUGAUCGCAAAAGCCUUGAGUGCAUUUGGGACCGAAUGGCCACAUACUAUUACACAGUAAUAUUCUCUAUUGUUCUUGUUUGGAUCCCAGUUAUGCUGACCGGGUUUUUUUACUUACGUAUUUAUUGUAAAUUUCGUAAAAGUAGCAAACAAGUCAUGGACCUUACUUCAUACGACCAGCAACGAAAGUCAAUGUGCUUCGCUCGUACCUUGUUUCUGAUUUACCUGGUUUUCGCGACGUGUUGGGUACCAUAUGCACUUAUUAUUGUAAUGGACAGGCAAGACACAUUUCCCCAUGAAGCACAUUUGAUUAUCACGACGUUUGCUCACUUGCAUCCAUCCAUCAAUUGGCUGGUUUACUAUAUGACCAACAAAAACUUCAAAUAUGCUUUUAAUUCAAUGAUGAAAUUUGACAUUUGUAAGAAAGAAAACAUUAAAAGGAUUCAGGUGCAACCAGCUCCAGAAUGA